Molecule: messenger RNA, 8629 nt
Organism: Myiozetetes cayanensis
Lineage: Eukaryota; Metazoa; Chordata; Aves; Passeriformes; Tyrannidae
Gene: OSBPL11
Product: oxysterol binding protein like 11
Exons: 13
Coding region: 76-2310 (744 amino acids)
Cellular component (GO): cytosol; membrane; intracellular membrane-bounded organelle
Molecular function (GO): sterol binding
Source: RefSeq, a predicted model, not a curated record
CGCAGCCCGCAUGGGGCGGGCUCGCUCCGUGCGCCGGGGCCGGGGGCGCCUCUGAGGGGCGGCAGCCGCGGCGCCAUGCAGGGCGCGGACCCCGCGGCGGCCAUGAAGGGGCCGGAGGGCGAGGGCAGGACGGAGCCGCCGCCGCCGGCGGCGGGGCAGAGCGGCGGCAGGAGUGGCGGCGGCGGCCGCGGCAGCAAGGGCUGGCAGUACAGCGAUCACAUGGAAAAUAUUUAUGGCUACUUAAUGAAAUACACCAAUCUUGUUACUGGUUGGCAAUAUCGGUUCUUUGUGUUAAACAACGAUGCUGGCCUGCUGGAGUACUUUGUGAAUGAGCAGUCCAGACAUCUAAAGCCCAGGGGUACCCUGCAGCUGGCUGGGGCUGUCAUUUCACCCAGUGAUGAGGACUCUCACACCUUCACAGUCAACGCUGCCAGUGGGGAGCAGUAUAAACUAAGAGCUACUGAUGCUAAAGAACGGCAGCACUGGGUUAGCAGGCUACAGAUCUGCACACAGCAUCACACGGAAGCUAUUGGAAAGAACAACCCUCCUCUGAAAUCUCGCAGCUUCUCUCUUGCAUCCCAAGGAAGCGCCAACUCUCCUGGUGUGCAGAGAAGACCCAGUCAAAAUGCAGUUUCCUUCUUCAGUGUUGGACAUCACAGAUUGCCAGCAGGAAAAAGAGUUCCCAUUAUGCAACCAGAUCACCUUGUAGAUGUUAGAGAGAUGAUGUCUCAGGCUGAAGGCCAGCAGAGAGACUUGAUCAGGAGCAUAGAAUGCCUUCCUGUCUCCGGUCACCUUACGUCCUUGGAUCAAGACCUGUUAAUGCUCAAAGCAACUUCCAUGGCAACCAUGAACUGCUUAAAUGACUGUUUCCAUAUUCUCCAGUUACAACAUGCUUCUCAGCAAAAGGGAUCCUUACCAGCAGGGACGACAAUCAGUUGGUUGGAACCGAAGAUCUCUCUGGCAAACCACUUCAAAAAUGGAGCAGCUCAGAAUUUCCCAGCAGAGAUAAACAAACCAGCAUCUGUCAGAGAAGAGCAAUCCAUUGCAGAGCCCUGCGAGCUAACAAGGGAACCUGAAGAAAUAAAUCCAGAUGAGGAGCUGGAGGAUAUCUGUGAUGAUAAAGAAGAUGAUCUAGGAGCAGUGGAAGAGCAGCGCAGCGUUAUCUUGCAUCUCUUGUCUCAGCUGAAACUGGGCAUGGACUUAACAAGAGUGGUUCUUCCCACAUUUAUUUUGGAGAAGCGGUCGCUGUUGGAGAUGUAUGCGGACUUCAUGUCCCAUCCGGAUCUCUUCAUCGCAAUCACGAACGGCACCACCCCUGAGGAGAGGAUGAUCCGCUUUGUUGAGUAUUAUCUCACCUCGUUCCACGAGGGCCGCAAAGGAGCCAUUGCAAAGAAACCCUACAAUCCCAUCAUCGGGGAGACGUUCCACUGCUCCUGGAGGAUGCCGAAGAGCGACGUAGCUGCUGAUGCCAGCAGUAACUUCCCUGCUCACUCCCCCUCGGAGCAAGCAAAUCUGUCUAAAGAUGUGGAAGGCCAAGCAGAGCUGGACUACUAUACAGUAAAAUUUGUAGCCGAGCAAGUGUCCCACCAUCCUCCUGUCUCAGGGUUUUAUGCUGAGUGUGUAGAGAGAAAGAUGUGUGUCAAUGCCCACGUCUGGACAAAAAGUAAAUUCUUAGGAAUGUCAAUAGGAGUGACGAUGGUUGGCGAGGGUAUCCUAAGCCUCUUGGAACAUGGGGAAGAAUACACGUUCUCUCUGCCCUGUGCAUACGCUCGGUCAAUUUUAACUGUUCCCUGGGUAGAACUGGGAGGAAAAGUCAACAUAAACUGUGCAAAGACUGGGUAUUCUGCAAGUAUUAACUUCCACACCAAACCCUUCUAUGGUGGCAAAUUGCAUCGAGUCACGGGUGAAGUGAAGCAGAAUGCAACGAACACGGUGGUGUGCAGAGUGCAGGGGGAGUGGAACAGUGUGCUUGAGUUCACCUACAGCAACGGGGAGACAAAAUACGUGGACUUGACAAAGCUGACUGUGACGAGAAAACGAGUCCGGCCCCUGGAGAAGCAAGGACCCUUUGAAUCUAGGAGGCUGUGGCAGCACGUGACAGAGUCUCUGCGGGAUGGAGACAUUGAUAAGGCCACGGAGCACAAGCGAGCUCUUGAAGAACGACAGAGGAACGAAGAGAGGCUUCGUGCUGAAACAGAAACACCUUGGUGUACUAAAUACUUCCUUAAAGAUGGAGAUGGCUGGGUUUAUCAUAAACCCCUGUGGAAAACAGUCUCUGCCGCACAAACUCAGCAAACAGACACUAACUAGAAAAACAACCUGCUUUAAGAUCAGUUUUCUGGUUUUCAUCUCCUUUUCCUCUGUCUCUCAAAACACAGUAAUCACACUGAGUGUCCCCUUUUUAUGUAAUUGUGCAAGUUUAAAUGAGCAUAAAGAAAUAACUAUACUAGGGCACUUUAAAGCUAUUUAAAAAAUAAGGUAAAAUCCAAGUUGUAGAGACAAACUUGGCAGGUACAUUCAACCACCUUGUUUUUUGUAUGACCCAAGAGAUUUUAUCUGCAUUGUGUAAGAUUCUUCUAAGUAGAUCUGAUUGCAAAAGCUGCCUAAGAGAAGAGAGACCUGCUGGAUUUUGAAGUGACAUAAGAACUCUUUUGGAAUCUGCAACAAGCUCUUUAAUAACUCAAACCUUCUCAGCACCAAUGUAGACAACAGCAACAAAAAAUUGCUGCUUUUUUGCCCAGUAAUUAACCUUCUUGGCAAAAACUUGGAGGGGUGUUUGGAAGAUGUGCCCGAAAUCAGUAUUAAGAAACAACUGGAUCAUGACGACCUUUUCUUCGGAGAGAACGUGUGCAUGCAUUGGAGGAAUACGGAACAUAUGUAGAGACUACUUUUCUUUUUUAUGGAUUUAUAAAAGCAAUUAGACGUGUAACCAUGGAGAAAUUUUUCCUCUGAAACGUUUUAAUAUACUUGAAAUAAUUGACUUGAAUUGGAAAAGUAAUUUGAACACUUUUCAACUCUAAUUUUAUUAAAUCUCUUUGAGUGACUGAUUUUUCUCAAGUUAUAAAGUAAUGAGGUUUGGCCUGGUUUUUUCUCCUCCAACUUCUCUUCCCGAGGACUAAGGCUUUCAAAAUGAACAGAAAACGUACAAUUUUUGUAUUUAAAUUUUUCUGCCCAUCUUAUCAUCUCAGAGAUGAAGUAUCAGUGUUACAAACUGUCCUUUGGAUUGCUUUGGUUUUUUUCCUGUGGUGUUGUUCAGAGCAAAGCAGUGAAAUGUGACCUUGAAUACAUGGACUGUAGGUCCUGGUUUUUCAUCUUACCAUAAAAACAAACAACUGAUUAUGCUGAGGACUGGGUAUUGUUUUGAAACACAAUCAGAUAUCAGGAAACUGUAUUCAGGUACAAACAUCCUUUUUUUUUUUUUUUAAUAACUAUUUUAUUGAAGUCUAAGAAUUGCUGGCAAUUAAGAAUAGUACUUAUUAUGGCUUUCGUUAUUGUUGUAACUACAAGCUACCUUAAUUUUUCCAACAGUGGUGCCUUAACUCUGUUUUUUCUUCUGAUGUAGUCUUCCAAUCAGUGUAUAUAACAUUAUCUGCCACUUCCCAGCCAUGGCAAUGGCUGCACCUGAUCCAGCAUCAUGAGAACUCACAAGUGCGUGAUCUGGUAAGACGUUUUCCGUAGAGGAGAUGCAAGUGUAAGAGUGCAUCAGAAGGUUUAAAUAACCAUGUUAAUUUUCAACACAAACUGUAAAUCGUGCAAAAAAAAAAAAAAAAGAGUUGGGUUUAUGCACAACUGUUUUGAUCCUCUUGUACUUUUUUUUUUUUCUUGCUGUGAAAUGCACUGAGGUCUCAAUGCGAGUCAUAGUCCGUUUGUGAGAAGGGGGGGGGGAAUAAUAAAACUACAAAAUGAUUCAUUUGUUCUGUCUGCUUUCCUAGAAAUCAGGUGAUUGGAAAGAGCAGGUUGUCAUUAUCUUUUAUGCUGGAGGUCUGUCUGAGCUUUCCUUGGUCCCAAAAGUGGGAUAUUUUGGCACUGUGUGCUCAAGUAGGAGCUAUUUUCUCCAGCAGAAGAAUGUUUUAGGCUCUACUUGUCUUAUUUGUGAUAUCCUGUCCAACCAUCCUGUUAUGAUAGUUUUGGAUAUCCGUUGGGCAUUUUCAUGUUUAACCAGGAAUAAAAAUAAAAAUUAAAACAGUGGGAUCAGUUCCUCCUUGUUUCUGGGUCUGCGGCACAUUUGAGGUGCACUCCUUGCCUAUUCCAGGAUUUGGAGUAGGAAUCAUGGUGUAACAUGAAUUUCUGUCAUGGUUCUUUGGUAGCUGUGUCAAACUGGGGGUGGUAGAGAAACAAAAUAAAUAUAUGUUUCAUAAUUGUUUUAUCUGUAUCCCUUGGCACAUUUGAUUUAAACAGCAAGGGCUGUGGUGCAAGGUCCAACUUUUAAUAUUGCAGUGAUCAGAGCAAAAAUAAACCUUUUUCAGCUGAGCAUACUCCAGGGAUCAAACUUGUGCUUACUAAAAGAGAGAGUUAUGACUCAGUCACUGAACUCUGCUUAAAAUUUUGAUUUGGGAAUUUGUCAAGGUAAUGGUGGUAAAUCAGACUGAAAAGCUCCUAUGUUGACGAUAAACCCAUUUGUGUUCCUUAUAUAACAUUAUUAGUCAAGUUAUUUCUCUUCCUCCCUCAUCUGGUAUGCUUGUGGUUUCACACUAGGAAAGCUGUUACUAAUUUUGUUUUGUAAAAAUAGACCCAAUGCUGAAGAAGUAACUUUAUAAAACACGUGAAAUUAUUUCUUUUAACAUGGGGAUGCUGCUAUGAAAAAAAGAAGAUAAAACCUUCCUUUGCUCAGAUGAUCACCAGAACUGGAAUGGUUCCUGAAGUGGAUUUAGUUAGGAUGCAGAUUUCUACUUCUCAAAACAAAGAAAAUAAUUGAAAACAGUUAAAAGAAAAAAAAAAAGGCAACUAGCCACCGUACAUCCAGCUUAAAUUGUAAUUGUGAUUCUUCUGGGAGUUGCAAGCACCCUGCGGACUAAUGGCUGUAUUUUUAACUCUGACCAGAUUUGAUUCUCUUGCAUAACUGCUGUUGUUUCCAUCUUGUACCUUCUGCAGCGCAGGGAAGGGCUCACUGCUGCUUCCGAUGUAGACAUUUGCUAGAACCACAGUGUGUUCAACAGGGAGCAUGGCAAAACGUAGGGCUUUGGCUUAUGUUCCCUUCUGUCUCUUUGGCCUGAUUGGGCUCCACUGAAUUCAAGAGUGAAAUUCUGAUUGAUCUCAGCGGUUUUAGACUCCCUGAGUUGUAAACAGAUCUUGGAGCUUAAAUAAGUGGCUCUCUUCAGAGGUGCUGUGCAGCCUGCUGCUCAUGGAAAACAAAGUGUGAGGAGUCACUCCUAUUUAAUGCAGGCAUUCAGGCAUGUGAUCCUGAUGGAUUUGUGUUUUACGGAAAAAAUGCAAUAUGCAAAUCAGGUUGUUCAAGGUUUUAGGCAAAAGGGAGGGGAAUGGAUUAAGUUUUCAGCAUAUUUACAGUGUAACCUAUCAAGCCUAGAACGAAGUCUGUCUCCCCAGGAAAAUUUGGCUUUCAGCCAUCAGAAUCAGACGCAGCUUUCAGUGUCUGGUUUGCACAGGCUGGUCCCUCUGUCCCUGUUACCUGUGGGAAGAAUAGGUCAGAGUGCCCUUUAAAGCCUCUUGAGCUGAACUUGGAAGGCCAAGUAAACAUAUUUAUGAGUGAACCCAAACAACUUGGUGAAGAACUUGGUAUGGAAAUUGUGUAUGAAAUAUUAUGGGAAGGAAAUAUCGGAUGGCUUGAGGGGAGUUCCGUGCAUUCUGUGGUUUUGAUAUUCCUGACAGAAAAGCUGCCCCAUGGGCUAGAGCAGUGAUUAAUGUAUUAAGGAAAUGAGACUGAAGUCAGGUGGGUGGAAAAAGUGUGUUUGUGGGGAACUGGGGAUGAUGUGAUUCAAGAAAAAAGGGUUAACUUGAAAAAUUGUAAGAUGACAGGAGGUAGCAGCCAGGUGAAGAUUAGUGAGAAUGACAGGUGUUGUCACAGCUGCAGGUGGAGAUUUAUAUGUGGUAGCUAAGCAAAUUUUUUGUUAUUUAAAUUUCAUGUAACCUAGUUCAUUCCCCUUCUGUCCUUUGAAGGAUUUAGGGACAAUUUGGUUCUAGGUUUUUAAUUUAGGAGCUGUGGAAAUAGUCCAAAGAGAUGGAAACAAUAGCUAGAAAAGAAAAGCUUUUUUUAUGGGCUGGUGCUGUCACAGCAUUUUAGAAAACCAAACCAGCCCUGCAGAUCUGCUCCCCUGCUCCACAUUGGGAGCCUCAGCUGUAGAAAGCUCAUGGCUGCUGUAGAGUUUGCUCCUUUCCCCUCUUUCAGGGCUGACCCAUGCAGCUGCAUGGUGGCAAGCAAGGAAUUCCUUUCCAGUGCUAUCCUGAAAGAUACACCCCUGUGUAGAUGUCAGGCAUGGGCGUGCAGGGCUUAGGAGCACCCACGGGUUUUAUUCCCAUUUGCUCCCAAGGGUGGAGGAAUUUGCACAGUGCCAGGGUUCAGAGCAAGUUAUGACUUACCUUUCCUUAAUUGCUUUCCGGAAUAGAGGCAGCCUGGCUUGGUGUGGUGAUUAUGGGAAUAAAGGUCUCAGUUCUGUCUGACCGUGUUUCCUCGGGUGGGGUAAGCCAGCAGGAGGGGUGCAAGAGUUGUGAGAAGAAUUAGCCAACACUUUUGUGUUGACACUGUUACUGUAGCACAGAUCUGGCUAGAAGAGGCUGGAAACUGGUCUGAUGGGGGAAGAAGUUGUCUCCAUGUCCUGCAUGAGGAGUUUUUAGUGUGAAGCGGUGGUGACUUAUUUCUAUCAAAGAGACUUCACACACCCACCUGAACUGUCAAGAACUCUCAGGAACUCCCCAGUGAGAAAAGGUGUGUUGGAGUUGCAGCAUAUCAGGCUUUUGCAGAGUGGAUUAUUGUGUAUCUUUGCACAAUAUUGAGGAUUCUGAUUAAUGAAUAAUUUUCUUGUGUGCCAGUGUUUCUUCCAUUGAGGGUAUGUCACAUUUCGAGAUGGGGUUUUUUCGCUGCUACAGGGGGUUGUGUGUGUGUGUGUGUGUGUGUGCAGGCCAUUAAAAAAGGAAAAUUAUCUUGUUCUCUGCAGAUUAAGCAGUUAGAAGAGAAACUCAUGAUGGCAAUAUAGAAGGACUUAAAAAAGAUAGACAUGGAAUUCAGGUGCUUAUUAAUAAAAGAUUAAACAUUAUUAUUUUAAAAAAUAAUAAAAAGAAUGCUUUGGCAUCAUUAUACAUUUAAAGUAAGUACAAAAUCAGUUCAUAUAUAAUGUUGCACUGUAACCAAAGUAUUGAUUCCACAGUUCACCGUAUCUGCGGGAGGAAACAGAUCUUAUAAAUAAGUUAUGUACUAGAUCUUAGUUCCAUUUUGAAAAACACAGCCAAGUUGGUUUUUUUUUUCCCUCAUGAGCUAAAUGCUUCUUCCUCAUCCUCUUGUUCCUCGUGAUGAGGGUUUUUGCCUGCUGUGUCACUGCACGUUCGUGCUCCCAUCGCUGUCCUGGUGCUCCCCACCCGGAGAAGCUGUUUUGCUGGCCUCGUUGUCCGUGUUGUUGUUGAGGAUGUCGUCGCAGUCCAUCUGUGCCAUCAGGUUGAAGCGCUCGGCCACGCAGUGGGCGGUGAGCCGAGCCUCGGGGUCGUGGUCCCAGCACUCCGUGAUGGUGUCGCACAGAAAGCGCAUCCCCUGCAGGCAGAAGGGCUCAAAUUAGGAUCUGAGGGCCAGGAGGAAGAGGAGCUGACCUAACAGCGUUUUACUGCCACUUCUGACAGCCUCCUGCAUAAAGGCUGGUUUUGGCCAAGAGGAAACAGCCUUGGUAAGUUGUGGCAAGUGCUGGUGCUUCCACCAUGACUGGCACUGCCUGUGUUAGAGCAGCAGCCUCAGCUCACCCAGCAUCUGCUCCCAAGCAGUUCCCAUGCUUCCUGGAAAUGCUUGCUGGAAGGUGGCUUGUGUAGGCUCUGGGACUUAAAUAAGGGCUGGAAGGAAACAGGCCCUCCAUCUCCUGUCUCAGAGAUGCUCCAUUCAGAGCAUCCUAAAAUCAGGAGGGACAGGGGAGGUGCAGAUGGUGACCUGCAGGAUGGUGGGUAAGCCCAGGCCCUGGGUUCCAGCCUGUGCCCUGGCUCUUACACCUGGAGGGAAGGGAUGGGUGGGGUGAGUUUGGAAUUAACUUUCCUAAAUCUGACUUCUUGUUUUAGUAGCAUUCUGAAAGGGUGCACUGUGCCAAAUACUCAUUGCAUUGUGCAACUGAACCUUGUUCUCUCAUCACAAAAUAGUGUUUUGGUUGAGGUGGGGUUUGGUGCUUCCCAGUGUGCUCCAGAACACAUGUAGUUCCUCUCAGUUAAAAUGCUUAUGUCUCCCAGAAAUAUAUUUUUUUUUGUCCAAUUGUGUAAUGCUCUGAAAAGAGUCAAUAUUUUGGGCUUAGAAACAAAAUAAAUGGUAGUAUUCAGCUGGUAUUUUUCCCACUCUUAAGUUAGUAACACAGCUAGCACCAGAAGCUGUUUUGAACCUUCUUUUGCCCAUGUAAUUCCUAUCAUGUGCUAUUGCUUUUGGCAUCAUUGUCAACUAAGGUUGGAACACAGUGGAAAAAUCAUUAUUCUAAAUAAAGCUUCAUGUUUUUCA